Auanema sp. JU1783 is the source of this 819-nucleotide messenger RNA. Lineage: Eukaryota; Metazoa; Nematoda; Chromadorea; Rhabditida; Rhabditidae. The record is from the annotation of a GenBank genome assembly.
AUGUAUGGAAUAUUAGUCAUUGGAGCUCCUGGAGCUGGCAAAUCAACGUUUUGCACUGGAUUAUCUGAUAUAUUUUCGCAACUUAAACGAGAGUUUUGUAUUUUUAACUUGGACCCAGCAAAUGAUAACAAUGAAUAUGAUGCCCACUUUGACAUAAAGGAGCUAAUCACUGUUGAAGAAGUAAUGGAACGUUUAGAAUUGGGACCGAAUGGAGCUUUGAAAUACUGCAUUGAAACAUUGUGUAGGAACCCUGAAUGGCUAAUUGAGAAAAUACUAGCGAAUAAACAAAAAUACAUCAUCAUCGAUUGCCCCGGCCAGCUAGAAUUAUACAAAAGUGAGGGAGAAUUGUGGAGAGUUAUUCGGAAAUUGGAAAGUGCUGGAGUUCGAUUAUGCGCACUUCAUCUCGCCGAUUCCCUUUAUUGCUCUGACGCUUCAAAGUUCAUAUCAGUUGUCAUGUCAACGUUGUCAACAAUGGUCACUCUAGAAAUGCCACAAGUGAACGUGCUGUCCAAGAUAGAUCUCUUCGACCGGAAUGCUUCGUUCAAUUUAGAAUAUUUCCUUCAAUUGCCCGAUAUUUCAAAACUGCUUGAAAUGUUGAAUGAUGUCCCAGGUUUAGAUAGAUACCAAGCCCUCAACAAUGCGAUUUGUCAAGUCAUAAGUGAUUUUGAUCUUGUGAAUUUUCUACCUCUCGAUGUGAGAAAGAAAGAGAGCAUGGCACAGAUUAUAAAAGCUAUAGAUACUGCAAAUGGAUAUGCAUUGGUGGAGCAGGAAGGCGACAUCCGAGACAUGGUUCUCACGCAAUCUACUCAUGAAAGUUAG